UUUUUUUUUUUUUACAAUUGAAGGAUUCAUGGAUGAACAUUAAGAUGCAAUCGCUGCAAAUAACAUUGGUGCUGUAAAUGUCCUUUGCUGGUGUUUUUCAUUUGUUGAUACUCGUUGCAUCUUAUAGGAUAAAAGACAGAUCUGUCAAGCUUCUACCUUCGGGCUCUUUUGUUUUAUCUCCCCCCCACUGAACUUAUCAGGUGGGGGGGGGGGAAGGGUAAGGCCUAAACUAUGGAGUCCAACCCAGACAGCCCAAGUCGGGCUGUGGAGUACCUUCUGGAACUCAAUAACAUCAUCGAGAACCAGGCCAAACUGCUAGAAACUCAACGUAAACGCAUUGAGGAGCUCGAGACGCAGCUAGACCGGGUCAACCAGGAGAACCAGGACCUGCGGCAGGACAGGAACCCAGGAACCGAGAAAUCGCAGCAGAUCCACAACUACAACCAGAGCUCAAAGCCCAGCCAGCCAUCAUCACUACCAAACCACAAUGCCGGAGGCGUCAUUCAGAACAGCAGCAGUAAUAUACCCUCAUCCACAGUGCCUGGUCCAGCUCGACGGACACACACGAGGCUGACCCGAGGCCUGUCAUGUGGGUCAGCUCCUGUUGAGAAAGAGAGAAGCCGACUGGAGCGCAAUGACAGCUCUGGGACCAACAACACCUCGACUCUACGGAAACAUGAGGAGGAAACCCAGAGUUCAGCUUCACGUCCCUUUUCAGACAAUUCCAGCAGUAAAUCUCCUUACGUGUACCGCUCUGACCGUUACGGGGACAACAGCUGCGGCCCCCCAGGCCCCCGGGUGCCUUUUGUGCCCCCUCCAAGCCCAGCCAGUCUUGCCUGGGCACAGCGUACACGCAACCAACCAGCUAGCCUGGCCCUACGUAAGCAAGAGGAAGAGGAAAACAAGAGGUGCAAAGUCCUAUCAGACAGCUAUGAACUCUCUACAGACCUACAAGACAAGAAGGUGGAGAUGCUGGAGAAGAAAUAUGGAGGCUACUUCGUAAGUAGACGAGCAGCGCGUACCAUCCAGACAGCAUUCCGUCAAUAUCGUAUGAACAAGAACUUUGAGCGCCUCCGCAGCUCAGCUUCUGAGAGCCGCAUGACACGCCGCAUCAUCCUUUCCAACAUGCGACUGCAGUAUUCGUUUGAUGACCGACACCCUCAACCUCCCACCCCGACUCACUACAGUCACAGUCCAGGAAUGGGUCCUCCGCAUUCUCCAACCUGCACCACAGAGCCAAGCUCCCCAUCACGGCCGGAGUACACUCACCUUGAGGACUCCUUCUCUAAACAAGUGAAGUCUUUGGCCGACUCCAUUGAUGAUGCCCUAACUUGUCGACCACGCCGUGAUGACUCCCAGGAAGGGAUAGGGGACGGAAGUGGUGUUGUGGAUGACUUUGGCGAGUGCAUAUGGAGCAGCAACAGCCACGCAUCCUUACGGAGAGGCCUUGCAGACAGGGAUCGAGGAGGUACAGGGGGCUUGAGCAUGCACGAGGAUAGCACAGCCACCUCCUACAGCGAUGUCACACUUUACAUGGACGACGGACUACCUUCCUCGCCGCUUUCUCUAGACCGGGCCCCUAGCAGCACAGACACUGAGUUCUGGGGGGGUGUUGGAAGCGGGGUAGGUGGUAGGGAGGAUAGCCGUGACACAGAGGGAGGAGGAAGCAGCAAUAGUCGCCGAAGCACACCUUGCACAGAGUGCCGUGAUUACCGUUUACGGGGAGGGCACUUGCCACUACUUACAAUUGAACCACCUAGUGACAGCUCCGUGGACAUGAGUGACCGCUCAGACCGAGGCUCCCUCAGCAGACAACUGGUGUAUGAGCAGGAUUCAGUGGGAGGGUCACCUCAAGGUACACUAAAACACAACCCUAAUGCUCGUUCAACAUCCUCGACAGCUGCACAAGGUCAAACACGUCCAGCUAGCCGAUCGAUACCGUCGCAUAUCCCACACCACAUGGCUCACCAUCAUCACCACCACCACCACCACCACCAUCACCAGUACCCCGACACUCCUUCGUCCUCCUCCUCUCCUCAACAGCCCCCAACCACACCACUCUCAUCCUCCUCUUCAGCACCCCUGCCACCUGGUGGCUUGGAGCAGCAGUGCUGCUCAGAUGGUGAUAAUGACUCACUGAACUCCACCACAAACUCUAACGAGACCAUUAAUUGCAGCUCAGGCUCUUCGUCAAGGGACAGUCUGCGGGAGCCCCUGCCCCCAUUAGGAAAACAGACCUACCAGAGAGAAAGCCGGCACAACUGGGACUCUCCUGCCUUUAACAACGAUGUGGUUCAGAGAAGACAAUAUCGCAUUGGACUCAACCUCUUCAACAAGAAGCCGGAAAAGGGUAUUCAGUACCUGAUUGAAAAGGGCUUUGUGUCAGACACACCAGUGGGCAUCGCUCGCUUCAUCCUGGAGAGAAAAGGUCUGAGUCGGCAGAUGAUUGGAGAGUUCCUUGGAAACAGACAGAAACAGUUCAACAAAGAUGUAUUGGAUUGUGUUGUGGAUGAAAUGGACUUUUCUGGAAUGGAUCUCGAUGAUGCUUUGAGGAAAUUUCAAGCUCAGAUAAAAGUGCAAGGAGAGGCCCAAAAAGUGGAAAGACUUAUUGAGGCUUUCAGUCAGAGGUACUGUGUUUGUAACCCAGCACUGGUAAGACAGUUCCAGAACCCAGACACCAUCUUCAUCCUAGCAUUUGCCAUCAUCCUCCUCAACACAGACAUGUACAGCCCCAAUAUCAAAGCGGAGAGGAAGAUGAAGCUGGACGAUUUCAUCAAAAACUUGCGAGGGGUGGAUAAUGGUCAGGACAUCCCACGUGACUUACUAGUUGGAAUCUACCAGCGCAUUCAGAAGUGGGAACUGAGGACCAAUGAUGACCAUGUUUCUCAGGUCCAGGCGGUGGAGAGAGUCAUUGUGGGCAAAAAACCUGUUCUGUCUCUGCCCCACCGCAGACUGGUGUGCUGCUGUCAGCUCUAUGAAGUCCCGGACACCAACCGCCCUCAAAGGUCUGGAGUCCACCAGAGAGAGGUCUUCCUGUUCAACGACCUGAUUGUGGUUACAAAGAUCUUCCAGAAGAAGAAAACCUCCGUAACAUACAGUUUCAGACAGUCCUUCCCUCUUGUGGAGAUGCAGGUUCACAUGUUCCAGAACUCCUACUAUCCUCAUGGUGUCAAAUUAGCAUCAGCCAACCCGGGCGGUGAGCAUAAAGUUUUGAUCGUGUUCACGGCCCCUAGUCAACAGGACCGCACACGGUUCGUCAGUGAUCUGAGGGAGAGCAUUGCUGAGGUGCAGGAAAUGGAGAAAUACAGAGUAGAGUCUGAAUUGGAGAAGCAGAAGGGAGUAAUGCGGCCCAGCCUGCUCACCAACAGCAUGAUGACAGGAGUGGGUGGAGUCAAGAAUGAAGUGGUGAAUGGCACUAUGGGAAGGCCUAGUUUGGAUGAUAACUAUUCACCAGGAGAGGGCCUCAAACGCACUGCUCUCAGCUCCUCACUGAGGGACCUGUCUGAAUCAGGGAAACGUGGCCGCAGAAACAGCGUUGGUUCCCUUGACAGUACAAUGGAAGUAAGUCUGAGUGAAGCAGAGGGUUCCAUCAUUAGCAGUCCACGGCCUCACCAGCGUUAUCCAGUAGCCACUGUUCUCCCGGGAUGCUAUGGAGCAGAAGAUUACCGGCCUCACCGCCCCAUCCUGAGCCCCGGAGUGGGGGUGGGGGGUGGGCCGGGGCAGCAACACACACCUGCGGUGACUGGCGCUGGGCCAGUCUCCAGCAGCACCGAGAGAGGAACGACUGGAAUGGGGACUGGGAGCAACAGCAACAACACCGGUUCCUUCCUGGGCUCCCUUUUUGGGGGCAAACGGUCCAAAGCGCCGGGUCCUAUUAUCCCCCCGGGGCCACCUUACCCCGCCCCUGUGGCCCCGCCGACUACAGGAGGGCCGCCGCCUCUGUCCCCGUCCUCGCUUUGCCCGGGGGAGGGCGGGGGUCCUUCCAAGAUCCAGGCCCUGCACGCCCAGUACUGCCAUACUACCAGCAACAAUGUCAGUGGACAGCCUCCACCCCCGUACUACCACCACCACCGCUUCCAUACACAGACCGCACCUACAUCUGGGCCGCCGGGCCUCCAUACUCUUCAGCGGGUCACCUUGCCUCGACGACCACUCCCCAACCCCUCCGCACAAUCCCCGUACCAGCCGAUCUCCCAGCAUACUUUGCAGGGUCGCUACGGGAGCAUGGGCAACAUGGGCUCCGGCCACCCUCCCCCCCUUUCUCCUCACUCCCCACUCUCCCCUCAUCCGCAGUUUGCUCUGUUCCACACGCAGCCCACACACUCGGCCAGAGGCGGCAUCAGCAAGCCCCCUCUCACCCUGUCGCACUCUCAGCCGCACCCGCACGCACACUCCCACACCCACCCCGUGCAUGUGCACACGCCGCACCCGGGCUCCCACCCCGUGCACCAACCUCACUUCGUAUUCGCCAGCCCUCCGCCCCCGCCCUUCCCAGCUCCAACUCAGCCGCCUCCAGUCUCCGCGUCCGGCACUGUCCACCACGGGCCGCCGGCCGCCCAGUAUCUGCCCCAGUAUCCUCCGUUGGGCUCUAUUCCCCCUCCCCCCCCCCCACUCCCCUUUACCCCCCCCUUCCUCCCCCCUUAUCCCUCUUACGCCUCUCUCCCCUCUCCCCCCCCAGCACCAAGGCCCACCUUCCCAAGCCGGGGGUCAGCAAGGGCCCUCGCCGGCCCAGAGUGGGGCCGCACCUGGGGGGACGGGCACAGUCGAACGCGCCAAAUCCAAACCUACCAACCGAAUCAGCACGGUAGUGUGAGCCGGGGGAAGUCGCGAGGCUGGGGGACGCUGAAGGGUCCUUUGGUAAUCGGAGGGGGGACCUCUGCGAGGGUGGAGGAGGCGGGCAGCGGCAGGGCCAAAUCUGAUAAUAAUGCCAGCGGGAAAAAGAAACGCAGCCUGCUAAGACUCUGCUACUUUCACCUGCGCUUCCCACAAGUGUGAUCGAAGGGACUUACCGAGCCAAAACUGCCACACAGAUAGUUGAAGGCUCUUAGGUAGAUUAGUGCUGUGGGAAAUAUACUAGACAACAAUAAAGAGAAACAAUUAGGACACUUUUUUUCAGUUCAGCUGAUGUAGAUGGGUUGGUGACUGCCAACUGACUUCUUGGCUUCUUCUUAAAUUCCAUAUUCAGACAAGAAAUAACCUACUAAAGCAUGUAAAAGACACGUGGACAUGCACACACAAACUCGAACAUAAAAUUGUCCACAGUCUUGUUUUUAGUUGCGUAGAGCCAUAAAGCUAGGGUAAAAUGGUUGCAUUCUGCAUUCAUCAUCGCAGGCAUUGGAGAAACUGUACCUUGUUUGACCUGGGAACCUGUUUAGGAAAUGUGAAGACCAGAGAGCAUACGAAUAACAUUGUGCUGCUGGACAGAUCAAAGCACAGUAUGUUCAGUGAGUUCAUACAUUCCAGUAAUCAUGUUAAGCAUUAGUCGCUAUAGCAUUCGCAAGAUGCAAUAAUCUUUUCACUUAAUUGAUGUCCAGCUUCUACUUGCUAAAUAAUUUCAAAUGCUCUAUUGCUCUUUUUGUAUACAUCUAUAACAUUGACAUAUAUAAUAGAGAUAAAUCCACAAAGCAAAUAUCUUACACCUGGUAUGAUUGUUUAAAGUAAGUAUUGGCCUGACCUCUUCCACUCUUAACACUAGUCAGCUGUAAAACGCCUUGUAUGUGGAUGUGCUGUUUGUAAUCAUCCUAGAAUCACUUUCAGUAUUAUUACCAUGUGUAAAAUUAUAUGAAAUUUUAACACAAAAUAAUAUUUCAGUAAUGUUAAAUAUAUAAAUAUAUAUCAG
Messenger RNA from Rhinichthys klamathensis goyatoka, 5839 nucleotides. RefSeq names its product IQ motif and Sec7 domain ArfGEF 2b (gene iqsec2b). The transcript has 14 exons. Gene Ontology annotation, molecular function: guanyl-nucleotide exchange factor activity; protein binding. NCBI's taxonomy places the organism in Eukaryota, Metazoa, Chordata, Actinopteri, Cypriniformes, Leuciscidae. Gene Ontology annotation, biological process: actin cytoskeleton organization; regulation of ARF protein signal transduction. The record is from RefSeq and is a predicted model, not a curated record. Bases 232 to 4995 code for a protein of 1587 amino acids.